AUGCAGAAUGUAGUUGGAACGCAAGUUGUCAUCAAUGCCGGAAUCUAUUACAUGCACCACUUCUAUGAAGUUUUCUCACCCGAAACCAUCAAACCAAUUUUGGUCGCGAUUGCUGCUUUCUACUGUGCAUGCAAAACCGAGGAUUUCUCACGCAAAUUGUCUGACCUCAUCAAAGCCACAUAUGACAUACUGAAGCGGCCCAUGCCCAGUGAAGGAUCAGACACUUUAAAGCGCCUCGUGCAAAAUAUUCACGCGUUAGAAGCAACCAUUUUAAUGGUGAUUGGUUUUCAAACGCUUGAAGUCAAACAGCCCCAUGUCUACCUCAUCAAUGCAAUCCGGGCUAACAAAUUCCCUAAAGAGAUAUCCCACACGAGCUAUUAUAUUUGUACAAACAUUUUGCACUUGACUACAUUAAUUCUUCGUCAUUCAGCGGAGGCGAUCGCCGCUGCUAGCUUGUAUAUUGCUGCCAAAUGGAAUGCGGCUGACAUCCAAUCGGCUAACGGGGGCGAAUGGUUCCACAUUUUCUCCCCUACUUUGACGUUCGAGGAGAUCACCAAGAUCACGGAUGAGUUCACUCGAGCCUUUCAGGAAUGUGAUUUGAAGAUUCGCGAGCAACUGCGCACAUCGCUUCGGUCGCGGAAACUUCAAAGAGAGCAAAAGGAGCAAAUGGCUAAUCGCGAAUUGGCCAAAAGACCUAUUGUGGAUUCUACUCAGUCUCAAAAACCGGAUUCCGGAAAGAUGCAAGCAGACAAGCGUCCAUAUGCAAGUAAUGCCUCAGGUAUGAUGCAGCCUGCACCUCAUCCGCACGCUGCCCCCCAUCAUCAUUCCCGUGCUCCCCAUCCAAGUCAAAUGCAGAACAAUUCUGUCGGUGCUCCCCAUUCAUUCCAUGGUCAUCAUCGAUCCUUGCCUCCCGGACACGUUGGUCCCGUGGGUGUUGGAAAUGUGGCAGUUUCGGCCGCAUCGAAUACGGCCACUAUGCCUGGACCCGAGCACUUUCCUCGUCCCCCAGCGAGUCGUCCACAAACGGGGAAUGUGGUCAACGAGCCGGAUCCAAAACGUCCGCGAAUGGAUCGUGGAUAUCCACCUAGUGGUCGACAUUCGCCUGCCUCACAUCCCUCUGGAGGGAGCGGUGGUCAUCAUGUAGACGCGAAUGGUCGGUUUUUCAACGAUCGAGGAGGUUCGCUUCACUGUAUUUCGCUGUACGACGACGACGAUGAUGAUGAUGAUGAUGAUGAUGAUGAUGAUGAUGGUGGCGUCCUCACCAAACAUGAACAUUGCUUUGAAGACGUCAGGAGUCGAAUGCUGGAAGUCGAAUAA
Molecule: messenger RNA, 1317 nt
Organism: Echinostoma caproni
Lineage: Eukaryota; Metazoa; Platyhelminthes; Trematoda; Plagiorchiida; Echinostomatidae
Source: the annotation of a GenBank genome assembly